GAUGAAAAUGAAAGACGAAAGACGAGAUCUGAAUGAGGAGGAGGAGAAAUAUCAGGAUCAGAAAGAUUGUGAUGUCAAUGGAGAAAAAUCAGUGAGUUGCAGCAUUAAAAAAACAGACGUCAAACGGCCUUUCAGCUGCUCUCAGUGCGGAAAGAGUUUUGCAUGUAAUAGAAAUCUUAAGGAUCACAUGUUAAUUCAUGCUGGAAUAAAGCCUUUCAGCUGCUCUCAGUGUGGAAAGAGUUUUACACAGAAAGGACAACUUAAGAAUCAUUUGGUAACUCACAAUUCAGAAAAGUCUUUCAGCUGCUCUCAGUGUGGAAACACUUUCACAUGUAAAGCAAGCCUUGAGAAGCACAUGCUAAUUCAUGCUGGGAUAAAGUCUUUUAGCUGCUCUGAGUGUGGAAAGAGUUUUACACAGAAAGGACAACUUAAGAUUCAUUUGGUAACUCACACUUCAGAAAAGCCUUUCAGCUGCUCUCAGUGUGGAAAGAGUUUCACAUGUAAAGUAAACCUUGCGACGCACAUGUUAAUUCAUACUGGAAUAAAGCCUUUCAUCUGCUCUCAGUGUGGAAAGAGUUUCACAAGUAAAGGAUACCUUAAGACUCACAUGUUAAUUCAUGCUGGAAUAAAGCCUUUCACCUGCGCUCAGUGUGGAAAGAGUUUCAUAUGUAAAGGAAACCUGAGGGAUCACAUGUUAAUUCAUGCUGGGAUAAAGUCUUACAGCUGCCCUGAGUGUGGAAAGAGUUUUACAUAUAAAGCAAGCCUUAAGGAUCACAUGUUAAUUCAUGCUGGGAAAAAGCCUUUCUCCUGCUCUCAGUGUGGAAAGAGUUUCACACAUAAACCAAGCCUUAAGAGGCACAUGUUAAUUCAUACUGGGAUAAAGUAUUUCACCUGCCCUCAGUGUGGAAAGACUUUUACACAGAAAGGACAACUUAAAAAGCAUUUGGUAACUCACAUUUCAGAAAAUCCUUUCUCCUGCUCUCAGUGUGGAAAGAGUUUUACAUAUAAAUCAAACCUUAAUAGGCACAUGCUAAUUCAUACUGGGAAAAAGCCUUUCUCCUGCUCUCAGUGUGGAAAGAGCUAUGCAAAUAAAUCAAACCUUAAUAGGCACAUGUUAAUUCAUACUGGGUAAAAGCCUUUUUCUUCUGCUCUCAGUGUGGAAAGACUUU
This is a messenger RNA of Sinocyclocheilus anshuiensis, 1169 nucleotides long. Its product is annotated as gastrula zinc finger protein XlCGF8.2DB-like. The coding region runs from base 2 to 1132 and encodes 376 amino acids. The record is from RefSeq and is a predicted model, not a curated record. Gene Ontology annotation, cellular component: nucleus. Gene Ontology annotation, molecular function: DNA-binding transcription factor activity, RNA polymerase II-specific. Lineage: Eukaryota; Metazoa; Chordata; Actinopteri; Cypriniformes; Cyprinidae. The transcript has a single exon. Gene Ontology annotation, biological process: regulation of transcription by RNA polymerase II.